UCCACAAACUUGCAUUCAAGCACCACUCCUCGUACUAUUACAAUGGCUUUCAGGAUAGUUAAUUUCAAUGAUCCAAUUUUCUCAGGUCUCCAUGACAUGUUCGAUGUAUCUGAUCAUGAUAUUGAAAAAUCAGUGAACACACCGUCAAAGAAGUAUGAAAGGGAUGCCAAAGCAAUGUCAGCAACACCAGCUGAUAUUAAGGAGUACCCAGAUUCAUAUGGGUUUGUACUUGAUAUGCCAGGAUUAAAAUCAGAGGAAAUCAAAGUUCAAAUUGAAGAUAAUAAUUUUCUUGUAGUGACAGGGAUGCGCCAAAGGGAAGACGAGAAGGAGAAAGAGGUUAAAUAUGUGAGGAUGGAAAGAAGAAUUGGGAAAUUUAUGAGGAAAUUCAUACUGCCUGAAAAUGCUAAUCUUGACGCAAUUCCAGCUGUUUGUGUAGAUGGCGUUCUUACCAUUACUGUUCAGAAAUUGCCUCCACCCGAACCGAAGAAACCUAGGACUAUUCCGGUUCAAAUUGGAUAAGGAUAUAUUGUGUGAUGCACUAAGGACAUGUCUGUUCCAAAUAAAUGCAUCUUUUAGUGUCGUGGAUGGUAGAUUUGAUUGUCGAAUGCCUUCUUCUUCUUCUUUCGUGUGUGCGUCUGUCAUGUUCUUUUUGAAAUUGCUUGAAAAGGAAUAAAA
This is a messenger RNA of Papaver somniferum (opium poppy), 675 nucleotides long. RefSeq names its product 17.1 kDa class II heat shock protein-like. The coding region runs from base 43 to 519 and encodes 158 amino acids. The record is from RefSeq and is a predicted model, not a curated record. Gene Ontology annotation, biological process: response to heat; response to salt stress; protein complex oligomerization. The transcript has a single exon. NCBI's taxonomy places the organism in Eukaryota, Viridiplantae, Streptophyta, Magnoliopsida, Ranunculales, Papaveraceae.